AUGUCCUCAUCAUCAAUUAGAAGACCAUCCAGAAGCCUGGAUCAAUUCGAGGAGCUCGUCUACGAGUACUCCGCGCGGAUGGGCCAACAUGAUCAGGAGCACUGGGACUUUGAUCCUCGCGCCUGCAAUCUCCGCUUCGAAUCCGCUACCCGUGGGCCUCCAGCACAAGUCUCAUACCUUCUCACCGUAGCCCCUAAACUGUGCAAUUUCAUGGGUAAUCUGCACGGCGGGUGCGCCGCCACGAUUAUCGAUGUCCUCUCCACCGCUAUCCUCCUGGGCAUCUCGAAACCAGGUUUCUUCUCCCUCGGUGGUGUUAGUCGAAAUCUCAAGGUCACUUAUCUGCGCCCCGUGCCGGUGAACACGGAGAUACGACUGGUAUGUCAAGUUAUCCAUACGGGGCGCCGGUUGGCGCUUUUGCGAGCUGAGAUCUUGAGAGCCGAUAAUGGCGAUCUCUGUGUGCUGGGGGAGCAUGAGAAGGCGAAUACGGAUCCUGAGUCAAGCGUGAAGAUGUGA
Molecule: messenger RNA, 513 nt
Organism: Aspergillus fischeri NRRL 181
Lineage: Eukaryota; Fungi; Ascomycota; Eurotiomycetes; Eurotiales; Aspergillaceae
Product: PaaI family thioesterase
Exons: 2
Coding region: 1-513 (170 amino acids)
Molecular function (GO): fatty acyl-CoA hydrolase activity
Source: RefSeq, a predicted model, not a curated record